UCCGGCCUCUCAGCCGCUGGUUUAUAACACCAGAGCCCAGAUGGAGCCAUACCCAGGGCAUGCAAAAACGCUCUCCCAUUGCCUCAGCAGCUUCCCUCUUCUUUGGCACAAUGACAUUUGUUUUGCAAAAGGAGCAUUGACCCCUGAGAUACUUUCUUGGAAAUUGGAUUGCAAAUGGAGAAUGUAAGGUGAAGUGGCCCCUUUGAUCUUACCUUGCCAAGGGACCGCGACCUUUACAUUCUCCUCAUCGUUUCUUGUGCAAUGCAGGAAUAUUUGCCAGUACCAUCUUUCCUCAUUGUCUCCUCUCUAGUCUGGGUGGAGCUCCUGCUGCAUCGGGGAAUUAUAAAAACCACCUGGCUGGAGGCUGGAGGGCACAGUGACCUGCCUAGCCAUGAGGUCUGGUGCUCUCGUCUUCCUCCUCGCAGGGCUCCUCUCUCUCUGUGCCGUGGUGUCCUCUGCCUCUGGCAAAGGGAAGCCAGGAUACUGCCCCCCGCCGGGCAAAUAUGGACUAUGUGUGGAGAAAUGUUCUGGAGAUGAUUCAUGUCUUGGGGACAAGAAGUGCUGCAGCAACGGCUGUGGCCACACUUGCCAAACUCCGCUAAAGGAGAAGCCAGGAUACUGCCCCCUGCCGGGCUAUGGACUAUGUGUGGAGGAAUGUUCUGGAGAUGAUUCAUGUCUUAAGGACAAGAAGUGCUGCAGCAACGGCUGUGGCCACACUUGCCAAUCUCCGCUAAAGGAAAGGCCUGGAAGCUGCCCUGCCUUUCCUGCAGUAGUGAAUCCACCUUGCCUAAAGGGAUGUCAUAACGAUGGUGGUUGUCCCUCUCCCAUGAAAUGCUGCGAAAGAAUGUGCUCCAUGGUCUGCAUUAAUCCAGAGAAGCCUGGACGAUGCCCAAGACAUACAGGUUCAGGAAUCUGCGUGGCAGAAUGUGACCAUGACUGGAACUGCCCCGGUGUUAAGAAGUGCUGCGGGAGUUGCCCACGAGGCUGCAUUGAUCCUGUCUAAGACCUUGGCUGGACCGGAUGCCCAGAAACAAUGAGUGCAGCUCAGCCUGUAUCAUCUGAAGACCUGCUGACCCCUCCAAAUAUGGCAAUCAAGGCACCAUGAUUGAAGACCUUGGGUUUCCACCAACUUGUCAGGUUUCUGGUGGUUGAGCAAAGUUUGCUCAUUCCAGCAUCCUCUUUCUCUUUCGCACAAUAAAGACAUUGAAUCAUUUUCAUUCUA
Messenger RNA from Zootoca vivipara (common lizard), 1222 nucleotides. RefSeq lists its product as uncharacterized. NCBI's taxonomy places the organism in Eukaryota, Metazoa, Chordata, Lepidosauria, Squamata, Lacertidae. Gene Ontology annotation, cellular component: extracellular region. The record is from RefSeq and is a predicted model, not a curated record. Gene Ontology annotation, biological process: innate immune response; antibacterial humoral response. Gene Ontology annotation, molecular function: serine-type endopeptidase inhibitor activity.